Messenger RNA from Linnemannia hyalina, 588 nucleotides. The record is from the annotation of a GenBank genome assembly. Lineage: Eukaryota; Fungi; Mortierellomycota; Mortierellomycetes; Mortierellales; Mortierellaceae.
AUGAGCGGCCCCAGAAAGUACGGUAUCGACAGAGAAAUUGCUGCUAAGCUUGCAGCCAAGUACGACGUUGGACGUGAGGUCGAGGCUCGCGAGUGGAUUGAGACCGUCAUUGGCGAGAAGUUCCCCUUUCCAGAGUUCCAGCCCUCGCUGAAGGAUGGUGUCAUCCUCUGCAAACUUAUGAACGUCCUCAUCCCCGGUUUCGUUAAGGUCAAGGCCUCCAAAAUGCCUUUCAUUCAGAUGGAGAAUAUUGCCAAGUUCUUGCAGGGAUGCGAGAAGCUUGGAUGCCCCAAGCACGAUCUUUUCCAGACCAUCGAUUUGUACGAGAACAAGAACCCCGGCCAGGUUGUCGAUGCCAUCUUUUCCCUUUCGCGCCAUGCUGCCAAGGCAGGAGUGGAUAUUCCCAUUCUUGGACCCAAGUUGGCAGAUAAGCAUGAGGUUGAAUUUUCGGAGGAAGUCUUGAACGCAGGAAAGCAUAUUAUCAACACUUUCCAGUACGGCUACAGCGGCGGGGCAAAUCAGUCGGGAGUACGGAACGGUCGUCGCGAGAUCGGAGGCAUCGACCCCGGUCGUGGUCCCGUUGAGGCCUAA